UAAGUGCGAGCGGUGCCGGGCCGGGGCCGCGGCCGGGAAGGCAUGGAGCGCGGUGCUUAUGGCCGGCGGCGCGCGGGGGGCGGCGGCGGGGGCGGACCUGUUCGGGCAACGGUGUCGCAGGCGCCGCACGCACGGGCGCUCGCUCAGUCCUCCCGCAUCGCCCAACGGUACCGAACGUGCGUCGGCGCACAGCUGCGCCACCAAAUAAACAAACUUACCGGUCAAUGUGUACGAUGCUGACUUGUGUCGCUUCGGCGGGGUGAACUUACAGACUUAGUGAUUUUGACUAAUUUAAGGAUUGAGUGCAAGUGAUAAAACGCCAAGAUGCCGAAGAUAUUCCUGAUCAAGAAGCGGAUGCACGACCAGCAGCUGGGCCUGCAGGAGGGGCAGGAGCUGCUGGUGAGCAAGGCGGACGCGCUGUGUCCCGGCUCGCCGCUGGACGACGGGCCCGUCGCGCUGCUCUCCAAGAAGGACGACUGCGGCGAUCGUGAUGUUUUCGGAGAAAGAUCCAUCGAGCGCGGCAAGAAAGAACCAAGAAAAUUUGUAUCGUCGAUUCUGGGCGGCGACAUCCCUUAUGGAAGCCACAGAGGUCACGUUCUCACACAAGCAGAACGAAAACAGUAUUCACCAGUCCUCGUAGAAGACAAGAAAAAAGAUGACAAACCUUUAAUUAAAGAGGAAAAGGAUCCAUUAGAAAGCCAGUACGUUGUGCUCCCUUCCAGAAGCUCGCCGUCUCCAGAAACAUCCCCAUCUCCCAGUAUUGAUAACAAUAUCACAUGUCAAAAAGUAUCAGUAAUACAAAGAACACCCUCACAAUCACAAUUCCGUGAUGGCAAAAAAGAUUCAAUAGAUGUCAGCAUUCCAGCGACACUUCCGACAACAGAACCCGAACAGGACCAGCCUAUUGAUUACGUUAUUGCAAAGAAGCGCGGGGAAACAGAAGAUGAAGAAACAGAAAAAAAGAUAAGAGAGCAAAGACGAACAAGCAGUUCUAAAAUUGCAAACGGCAUUUUAGCAAGGCCUACAUUAGUACUAAGGAACUGCCCAGCCAACAAGAUCCCCGGAAUAAUCAGUGCUGCGGCGGGUCACGGGCGCUCCACCAGUGGGGGCGGCUCUAAUGGUGGAUCUCAAAAUAGUGGUGGUUCAGCCAACUUCAGCUCAGGCGGGGGCAGCACUGCUCCUUCUUCGGGCGGAGGCGGCGCUAUUGGCGGGGGUUCAGGGAGUGGCGGGAACGGCCGCGAUGGACGAUCCAACUACGGCCCAAACAGCCCACCGACGGGAAGCCUGCCACCAUUCUAUGAAACACUGGGCCCGUCCACGAAGGGCGGACAGAACUCAUACAACGCUAACGGUUCCUUCUCAAACGAAUUUAAUAUGAUUAAUGGCUUUAACAUGGACUGUGAAAGUAAUGAGAACACAACAAAUUUCCCGGAACAAAGUAAACAGUAUUCAUUAAUGCAAAAUGCAAAUUAUGGACUAGCUUUAAAAGACGAAGACAUCGAUUAUGAGAAUAAAAUGGAAAAUUUGGGCGCAAUGGGUAACUACGGAAGUAAUUUCGAUGACUCAAUGGUAGUCGAUAUGGGAGACGACGUCAUAGAUACGUACCACUUUACAAACACAUUAACCUUUCCCGGAUCGAACGAAGGUAUUCUGGGCAACUUGUCGGAUUCGACAGAAGACUUUGAAAACCUGUUAAAUAAUCAUGUAGAACCUAUCACCGACUCGGAUCUGCGAGAAUCGUCAUCAAUCUCGCCAGCGUCUGUAGACAUCGAAUCACUAGCGGAGCAAGUUACAUUAAGUAGACAGUAUUAUGAAAAGGCGAAUAACUAUUUGGCAUUCGCUAGCCAAGAAGCGGGUUCGUCGUAUAACUUCGCUAAGGAUCGGCCGGACUUGUUGAUGCAACUGAACCCGGCACUUUUGCAACACAGCGAAGGUCAAAUGCAGCAACUGCAGAUCCAUGUUCAGUUGCAGCAGCGGCAGCAGAUGAUGUCGUCGCCCGGGUUCCCGUUCAGCCACCCGCUGGAGCUGGACUCUCCGACGGGCGUGUCGCUGCCCUCGCCGGGCGGCAACAGCUCGCUGGACGGCAGCCCGCACGCCGACACCUCCGCGCUCAGCCCCGCCGCCGCUGUAAGUCUCAAGAAAGGCUCUGACUCCAAAGUCCAAAUCUUGCAACACAGGUUGGGUCUACCGGCCGAGCUUCCCUUAGAAUUCAUCAACGGCGGCCACGGUGUAAAGAACCCCUUGGCCACAGAAGCGAACGCAAGACAACGAGAGGAGGAGAAAAACAAACAAGUAUUAGUCAGUGAAGACGACCCGACCAAGUUCGUGUGCAGAGUCUGCUCAAAGAACUUCAGCUUGCAAAGGCUUCUGAACCGACAUAUGAAAUGCCACUCCGAUGUCAAGCGAUACUUGUGUACAUUCUGUGGCAAAGGAUUCAACGACACCUUUGAUCUGAAACGCCACACGCGGACACACACUGGAGUCAGACCCUACAAGUGCAAUCUCUGCGAGAAAUCGUUUACCCAAAGAUGCUCACUAGAAUCUCAUUGCUUGAAGGUGCACGGAGUUCAACACACAUAUGCGUACAAGGAGCGGAGAACUAAGAUGUACGUGUGCGAGGAGUGCGGUCACACGACGUCGGAGCCGGAGGAGCACUACAUGCACCUCAAGAAGCAGCACCCCUACUCGCCCGCGCUGCUCAAGUUCUACGACAAAAGGCACUUUAAGUUCACCAAUGCUACUUUCGCCAACCAACUCUUAGGACAGCUCCCUAUGCCAGUCCACAAUUAAAUCUAAAUCUGUGUAAAGCCUGCAGCGGGAGCGUGCAGCGGAGCGGGCGAGCGUGCGUUGACUCAGAACACUUGUGUGAGCUUCAAUUGUUUGACAAGCACGCCGCACGCAGCGACCCGUUGCACGCCCAGUAUGAGCGUAAGCAGGUCUUACACUAAAUUUUUUAUAACCGCCUGUAGCAACUGGCAAAACAUCGUGUUCCAAUAACUAUACCAUUCGAGUUAUAUGCAUGACUGAAAGGUAUUUUACGAAUUUAUUCCGUCCCUUUUUAGCUGAAUUUUAUUAGAUCCCAGUGUUUGUAUAGCUCAAUUGACUUUUUUUUAUGUGAAGGACAACAUACAUGCAGACGGGUCGCCUGGUCGGAAGCAGCCUCCGUCGCAUAUAGGGGCUGCGCUCCAUCGAGCCGCCGGCAGCUUUGUCCUCACAUCCUAUACUCUAACCUUAUCACUACUCGAACGUUGACUAACCUAAAUCAAACGUCUUCCAAGCAGUCUCACGACUGCACUCUCUGUAAUCUUUCUUACCGGGAAAUCAAAAUCUGUUCCCAAAAAAUACCUAAAUUUUUAACAGUCAAGAGAACGCCAACAGCCCAGGCAUGACUGCAAUUAAAAAAUUUAAGUAUCGGGUAUUAUGUGCAAUCUUUGGUGAUGGUACGGGAUUAGAUAUACGUUUACGUGUAAUUUAGUUUAAAUCGUAGUAUUAUUUUAGUCAUUUACGAAUUUUUAUAUGAAAAAUUGAUUGUAAGUUUCAUUUCAAAUCAGCCAUGGAAAGCAAAGGGAAGAUUAUUGUAUGGUGCUAAUGCGAGCGACGCUGAAUUGAAAUGAAGCAGGUAUGAACCGGAUGACACCUCUUGUCCGCUUCAUGUAGACGUCUUAAAUCGGCAUGAUUUUAGAUGAAUAAUUCCACAAUAAGGAAUCUCUUUCCUCGUUUUAGUGAUACUAGCUUCUAAUUAUCUUUGAAAACAUUAACACAAAUUAUGUCACAAGUUUUACGAGUAUGUACCUAUAAAGUGUUAUGUUUGUUCUUUGUACUUAUUAUUGAAGACGGAAUUUUGAUUUGAAAGUGACUUCCCGUGCGAAGCACAAUGUCGUACCGAGUAUAAUUGCAUUUCUAGAAAAUAUUUAUAUUAUUUAAAUUAAAGUAUAGAUCGGUUAGAGUUCGUGCUGUGAGUGUGUGCGAGAGUUUAUCUAUUGUGAUGUGUACUGACUUAUUUAAUGUGUCGAUUGUUAUGUUGUUAAGGAAGGUCGUCAUACCGCGGUUGGACUUGUAGAUUACGAUGCUCAAUUGAUACAUUUGCGCUUUCACAGCGAAGCUUGUGGACCAACAUUGUAAAUAUGUCUAAAUUUAUAAAUAUUAGUUACAAAAUUAAAGCAUAAUGUACUUAAUAUUGUAGUACCUAAUUAGCCUAUAAUGAGAUUUUUAAAUGAUAUUGAAAUUUAUAGUAUUUUGAACAAUUUUGUAGUUUUUGAUAGAUCUGAACUUUAAAUUGGCUUAUCGAUAAUGGAAUGCAUGUUUGUGAUAGCGCAAUGCCUCUGUUAUACUUGUCUGUUGCAUUUACUAGCAUUUUUAAUCCAAUGUCAAUGUGUGGUUCCUUAUUUGAAGGAACGUACUCUUUGUUAUUCUAUAUUGAUAAGCAAUAUAUAAAGAUUAAAUACUGA
Messenger RNA from Leguminivora glycinivorella, 4448 nucleotides. RefSeq names its product transcriptional regulator ovo-like (gene ovo). Gene Ontology annotation, cellular component: nucleus. The coding region runs from base 325 to 2790 and encodes 821 amino acids. Gene Ontology annotation, biological process: epidermal cell differentiation; regulation of transcription by RNA polymerase II. Gene Ontology annotation, molecular function: RNA polymerase II cis-regulatory region sequence-specific DNA binding; DNA-binding transcription factor activity, RNA polymerase II-specific. The transcript has 4 exons. NCBI's taxonomy places the organism in Eukaryota, Metazoa, Arthropoda, Insecta, Lepidoptera, Tortricidae. The record is from RefSeq and is a predicted model, not a curated record.